Molecule: messenger RNA, 1149 nt
Organism: Lactuca virosa
Lineage: Eukaryota; Viridiplantae; Streptophyta; Magnoliopsida; Asterales; Asteraceae
Source: the annotation of a GenBank genome assembly
AUGUUCAAAAUCUAUCGAACAAUUCCUUUCUUCUUCUUGAGAUCACGUUUCCAGUUCUCCAUUACAUCCUUUUCAUCCUCCUCAUCGUCUACAAAAAUCACAGAAAUCGUAUCUACAAAUCCCUUUUUAAAUUACCUAAUCGAUUCUCUCGGAUUCCAUGAAGACGACGCCAUUGCUGUUUAUUCAGAGGUACCUCAUCUCAAAUCCACAGCCAAUUCUAAUUUAGUUGUUAACAUCUUCAAAGAAUACGGCUUAAACAACGUCCAGAUCAGAGACAUCGUCUCAAUGGCUCCCAGAAUUCUUACAGUCAAACCUAACAAAACCCUAGAACCGAAACUAAAGGUUUUCACGGAACUAGGGUUACUAGGGCCGGAUCUCGUGAAGCUGGUUAAGAGGAAUCCUCUUAUUUUCUCCAGGGGAUUACAUACUCAAAUCAUUCCUACUGUUGAUUAUCUUCGAAAUUUACUCGGAUGUGAUGAGAAAGUGGUUAAAAUGAUUAAUAGAUCAAAGUGGAUGCUGUUACCCAACUCGUCUCUCAGAAGAAUAUCGGCAAAUAUAUCAUUACUGAAACAAUACGGUCUAUCCGAUGAGAAAAUCUUGAAGCUUUUAGUCACUGAUCCUCAGCGUAUGAAGCAGACACCAGAAUUGAUUGAAAGCAAGCUGCAAUAUCUUGAACAAAAAUUAGGUAUUUCUCGUGAUUCACCUCUAUUGAUUCAUGCAUUGGUUGCUGUUAUGUAUCGUAGUGAAUCAGAAAUUGAGACGAAUCUACAAGUUUUUAGGAGAUUUGGUUGGUCUGAUUUGGAAAUAGGUAGAUUGCUCAAGUCUCAACCUUACUGUUUGAACAAAUCAGAAGCUUACAUUGUUGAUAAAUUGAACUAUUUCAUGAAGGAACUUAAUUAUACUCCAUCGUACUUGAUGGGUUCCACAUCUUUCUGGACAUUGAGUUUAGAGAAACGAAUGAAACCAAGGAUUGAAAUUAUCAAAAUCUUGAAAAAGAAGGAACUGGUGAAAGAGUCAUUGUCUCUUAGUACACUUGUUAACUAUUCUGAGUCGAAGUUUCUUGGUUUCUUGAAGAACUUUGAGAGUCACAUACCUGGUUUAUGUGAAAUAUAUAAGAAUAGAUUGAAGAAUUCAAAAGUAGUUGAAUGA